AUGGCCCAAUACUAUUCCCAACAGCAGCAGCCUCCAUAUGGCGGCACCCAGCAGCAACAAUCCGCGCAAAACCUUCAAUUCUACCCGUCCUCCUACAUCUCCGUCUCUGGCCACACAACACCCCAACAGGCUCAAUAUGGAGGCUACGGAAUGUCUCAUAAUUCUGCACCGGCAUUCCCUGUUGGAGGAGGAGGAGGGAGUGGGGGUGGGGUUGGUGGGUAUGGAGCUGCUGCGUUCGGGGCUUCGUCGGCAGGUGUGAGUGGGCGGAUGGGAGAACAGGGCGGGUUGAGAACAGGGUGGCUGGCGGCGUUUGGCACAGAGGGAUAUGAGGGGGAACCCCCGUUGUUGGAGGAGUUAGGGGUUAAUUUUGAUCAUAUAAGGACGAAGACCCUAACAGUCCUCAACCCCUUCGCCCGCAUCGACCAACACCUCAUGGACGACAGCGAUCUCUACGGCUCCCUCCUCUACAUAAUCCUCUAUGGUACCUUCCUCCUCCUCUCCGGCAAGGUCUUCUACGGUUACAUCUAUGGCGUCGCCGUCUUUGGCACCUUUGCGCUCCACUUCAUCCUCAGCCUUAUGUCACCAGCUCUCGACCCGGUCUCCACCUCCGCUUCUUCAGACCCCUCAGUGCUCGCAGACCCCACUGCAUCCAACACAGGCUACCACCCCCACCAUCAUAAGUCCAGCAACUCAGGCUCAGUACCCGGCAGAGCCGGCCACUUCUCUUCUACUCUUACUUUCCCCCGCUCCGCCAGCGUGCUGGGCUAUUGCUUCCUCCCCCUCGUGCUAACAAGUGGCAUCGGCAUCCUAAUACCUAUGGACACGCUAUUUGGAUAUCUCCUGACAACGGCUGCGGUGGGGUGGUGUACGUAUAGCAGUUCAGGGAUGUUUUGUGCUGUGGCGAGGAUGCGUGGGAUGAGGUUUUUGGUGGCGUAUCCGCUUGCGCUGUUUUAUGUUGUUUUUGGGAUUAUGGGAAUUUUCUCGUCCAGGGGGGGGGGGUCGUUGGUGGCUAAGGCUACGUUGUCGUGA
Paracoccidioides brasiliensis Pb18 is the source of this 1029-nucleotide messenger RNA. RefSeq names its product transporter YIP1. Gene Ontology annotation, biological process: endoplasmic reticulum to Golgi vesicle-mediated transport; vesicle fusion with Golgi apparatus. Gene Ontology annotation, cellular component: trans-Golgi network. The record is from RefSeq and is a predicted model, not a curated record. The transcript has 2 exons. Bases 1 to 1029 code for a protein of 342 amino acids.